GAUCCGACGUGAGUACGCAGAGCAGUAUUUUUGUUUUCUAAGUCCCGGUAGAUGAUUCUAUAUUAUCCAUCGCACGUCUUUCUCUUUCAUCAAUCCCAUGUUUGCAAUGGAGGUGCUCCCGUACUUCUUAAUCGGCCGAUUCCCCCGCAAUCGGACUGUUUCGCAUACGUCGAACAAUUCGAAUGAUUCCCAUAAAGUACGUCGAGCCAACACGCUCGCAUUCUGAGGCAGGGUCCCGUUCUUCCAGCAGUCGUCAUCAACACCGUGAUAAAUAAACCCCCUCUCGUAAUUCUACAAGGUAUCAACAGAUCUUGUCUAGCUGAAGAAGUUACAUCCGUGAAGGAAUAGCUAGUGGAUAACUGCAUACGAGGAGGAAUAUUGACAGCUGGAGAAUACAAAGUCAAGUCCGACUAUCUAAAAAUUUCCCCCCGAAAGUGCAGCUCACCGAAGCCCUUCCAAAUGGUCUUUAUCAAAGGACAUUUAUUUGAUGGAGAGAAUGAUAUUCGCCCAUGUUCAGAGCGUAAUCUGCGCUUCGCCAUCCCUCAUACAAGUCGGUCUCCUCCUUGCUGCAUACGAGUACGCAUGUGGACGGCCAGAGAUGGCUCUCAUAUCUGUGGCAACUUGCUCAAGGAUGGCUCAAAGCAUUGGCAUUGAUAAGGGGAGCAGGAUCGGAAGUGCACAGCAAUGUCUCGGUGAGCGCAUACGCGGAACCCCUGAGGAAAGGAACAUAUGGUGGGGCGUUGUGGUCUUGGAAAGAAUAGUUUUGUGUGAGGUUCCACACAGGAACUUAAGGCCUACGACCGAAUAUCCAGGAAAGAACGCGCCUCUACCGUCUGACCUAAUACCUUUUCAGAAACAGGAGGAACAUAUAUCCAGCCAUGAGCGUUGUAAUACACCUCCACUGUCCGCAAUACAGGCCCAAAACGUGAGCAGCUUUGGCCGCCGAGCGCAAGCCGUAUGCCUGCUUGAUCAGGUCCUAAAUACUAUAAACUCUCCGCCAGGAGUAGUCCUUGACUUUCUGGAGCUUGAGAAACUUGACCGAAAGAUACUUUCUUUCCUGGAAGUUAUCCUUCGCCGAGUCAAUACCGCCUAUUUCCCCUCGAUUGCCUUUUUUUUAUCUUUUUUCUUUUCUUUUUAAGCUAUUAACAAUAAAAUAGUAGUACAGAUUAAGGCCAAAAAGAGUAAAGC
Messenger RNA from Paecilomyces variotii, 1188 nucleotides. RefSeq lists its product as hypothetical. Lineage: Eukaryota; Fungi; Ascomycota; Eurotiomycetes; Eurotiales; Thermoascaceae. The record is from RefSeq and is a predicted model, not a curated record. The transcript has 2 exons. The coding region runs from base 488 to 1138 and encodes 216 amino acids.